Xyrauchen texanus (razorback sucker) is the source of this 4546-nucleotide messenger RNA. RefSeq names its product receptor tyrosine-protein kinase erbB-4-like. Gene Ontology annotation, molecular function: ATP binding; epidermal growth factor receptor binding; transmembrane receptor protein tyrosine kinase activity. Gene Ontology annotation, cellular component: signaling receptor complex; basal plasma membrane. Gene Ontology annotation, biological process: protein phosphorylation; multicellular organism development; positive regulation of cell population proliferation. Bases 239 to 4117 code for a protein of 1292 amino acids. The transcript is spliced from 28 exons. NCBI's taxonomy places the organism in Eukaryota, Metazoa, Chordata, Actinopteri, Cypriniformes, Catostomidae. The record is from RefSeq and is a predicted model, not a curated record.
UGCGUCGAGAUCCUGUCAAACCACUAUACUGCGAUUUUCACGCACCAGAACUUUUACACUCUUUCUUGAGGACUAUUUUAUCAAACUGGACAUCUUAUUUAAUUAUUUGCAUUGACACAGCAGCAGGACUUGAGAAAUCACUCUACAGCUGUUGGUUGCGUUCCUGCCUUUUUCAAGACAUUUAUGAAGUAAAAAGGAUAUUGUAUUGGACAUGUGAAAUACAGGGGCAACUUCAAACAUGAAGCUGGUGUCUACUCUCUGUUGUCUCGGCUUUCUUCUCACUUCAGUGGCGGUCCGUCUUAGCAACUCGCAGCAAGUAUGCACUGGCACAGAGAACAAACUGAGCACCCUGUCAGACCUCGACCAGCAGUAUCGGACCCUUCGCAAAUACUACGAGAACUGCGAGGUUGUUAUGGGUAACCUUGAGAUCACCAGCAUCGAUCGCAGCCGUGACCUGUCCUUUCUCAGGUCUAUUCGUGAGGUGACCGGCUAUGUGCUUGUUGCGCUAAAUCAGUUUGAAUAUCUGCCUUUGGAAAAUCUUCGCAUCAUCCGAGGCACCAGACUGUACGAAGACCGAUAUGCUCUGGCCAUUUUCCUUAACUACCGGAGAGAUGGCAACUUUGGUCUCCGUCAACUUGGCCUUAAGAAUCUUACAGAAAUUCUGAAUGGAGGGGUGUACGUGGACCAGAACAAGUUCCUGUGCCAUGCUGAUACCAUCCACUGGCAGGACAUUGUGAAAUACACCCGCCCUGAUCACCUGGUUGUGCCGUCAAAUAGCAGCAACUCCUGUCAAAGGUGUCAUAGAGCAUGUAAUGGACGGUGCUGGGGGCCAAAGGAGGACCAAUGUCAGACCUUGACAAAGACGGUGUGUGCUGAGCAGUGUGAUGGCCGCUGCUUUGGACCGUAUGUCAGUGAUUGCUGUCAUCGCGAAUGUGCUGGAGGCUGUUCAGGCCCGAAGGACACGGACUGCUUUGCCUGCACUAACUUCAAUGACAGUGGUGCAUGUGUGACGCAGUGCCCACAGCCGUUUGUCUACAACCCCACCACAUUCCAGCUGGAGCACAAUCCACGGGCCAAAUACACCUAUGGAGCAUUCUGCGUCAAAAAGUGCCCACAUAACUUUGUGGUGGACCACAGCUCCUGUGUCAGAGCCUGUCCCAGCAACAAGAUGGAGGUCGAGGAGAAUAAAAUCAAGAUGUGCAUCCCCUGCACCGACAUCUGCCCUAAAGCAUGUGAUGGGAUCGGCACUGCCAGCCUUCAGACGGCUCAAACCGUUGACUCCAGCAACAUCGACAGGUUCAUCAACUGUACCAAGAUCAAUGGCAACCUGGUGUUCCUAAUUACGGGUAUUAAAGGGGAUGUAUAUCACAACAUAGAGCCCUUGGAUCCAGAGAAACUCAAUGUGUUCCGCACUGUUCGAGAGGUCACUGGUUAUCUUAACAUUCAGUCCUGGCCAGAGAACAUGACUGAUCUGAGUGUCUUCUCCAAUCUGGCUACCAUUGGAGGCAGGUCUCUUUACAGUGGCAUUUCUCUUCUGGUACUGAAGCAACAGUGGAUUUCAUCGCUUCAGCUGCAGUCUCUCAAUGAGAUCAGUGCAGGAAAUGUGUACGUCACCAACAACAGCCAGCUCUGCUACUACAACACUGUCAACUGGACAGGACUCUUCCGUACCAACACGCAGAAGGUCCUGAUACGCAAUAACCGAGACCCAAAGGAGUGCAUUUUGGACCAGAUGAUCUGUGACCCACUGUGUUCUGAUGCCGGCUGCUGGGGUCCAGGGCCCGACCAGUGCCUGUCCUGUCGCUUCUUCAGCAGGGGACGCACCUGUGUUGAAUCUUGCAACCUACAUGAAGGGGACGUGCGUGAGUUUGCAAAUGGCUCAGUGUGCCUGGAGUGUGAUGCACAGUGUGAAGUGGUGGAAGAUGACAGGCUAACCUGCACUGGGCCGGGCCCUGAUCACUGUGUUAAAUGUCUUCACUUUAAAGAUGGGCCCAACUGUGUCGAGAAAUGCCCUGAUGGUCUACAGGGAGCAAACAGCUUCAUCUUCAAAUAUGCUGAGGCUAACAAUGAGUGUCACCCCUGCCAUGUCAACUGCACCCAGGGGUGCACAGGGCCCAGUCUGCAAGACUGCAUUGGCAUAAUGGACAGGACUCCUCUCAUUGCAGCUGGAGUUAUCGGUGGAUUGUUUGUGGUGAUUAUUGUGGGAUUGGGUAUUGCUGUAUCAGUGAGGAGAAAGAGCAUCAAGAAGAAGAGGGCCUUGAGACGCUUCCUUGAAACUGAGUUGGUGGAGCCUCUGACACCCAGUGGUGCUGCUCCUAACCAGGCCCAGCUGCGCAUUCUGAAAGAGACCGAGCUAAAAAGAGUAAAGAUCCUGGGAGCUGGGGCCUUCGGUACUGUCUACAAGGGCAUCUGGGUACCCGAGGGUGAGACUGUGAAGAUUCCUGUGGCCAUAAAGAUCUUGAACGAGGCUACGGGCCCCAAAGCUAACGUAGAGUUCAUGGAUGAGGCUCUGAUCAUGGCCAGCAUGGAACAUUCUCACCUGGUCCGUCUGUUGGGCGUGUGUCUUAGCCCCACCAUCCAGCUAGUCACCCAGCUCAUGCCCCAUGGCUGUCUGCUGGACUACGUGCAUGAGCACAAGGACAACAUUGGCUCCCAGUUGCUGCUCAACUGGUGUGUUCAGAUUGCCAAGGGUAUGAUGUACUUAGAAGAGAGGAGACUUGUGCAUAGGGAUCUGGCUGCUCGGAACGUCCUGGUGAAGUCACCCAACCACAUAAAAAUCACAGACUUUGGUCUGGCUCGCCUUCUGGAUGCAGAUGAGAAGGAAUACAACGCAGAUGGAGGAAAGAUGCCUAUAAAGUGGAUGGCCUUGGAAUGCAUUCACUACAGAAAGUUCACCCACCAGAGCGACGUAUGGAGUUAUGGAGUGACUAUCUGGGAGUUGAUGACAUUUGGAGGGAAGCCAUAUGAUGGGAUUUCUACACGAGAGAUCCCUGACCUCCUGGAAAAAGGAGAGAGGCUUCCUCAACCUCCAAUCUGCACUAUUGACGUCUACAUGGUCAUGGUCAAAUGCUGGAUGAUAGAUGCAGACAGCAGACCCAGGUUUAAAGAGCUUGCAGCAGAGUUCUGCCGAAUGGCAAGAGACCCACAACGUUACCUAGUCAUCCAGGGGGAUGAUCGCAUGAAGCUGCCCAGCCCCAAUGACAGUAAGUUCUUCCAGAGUCUGCUUGAUGAGGAGGAGCUAGAAGAUCUGAUGGAUGCUGAGGAGUAUCUGGUGCCACAGGCUUUCAAUAUUCCUCCUCUGGCAUACACAACCAGAUCACGCAUGGAUCCCAACAGAAAUCAGUUUGCCUACCAGGAUGGUAGUUUUGGCAUGGAAGAGAUUAUGGCCACUAUCCCAAGGGUCGUAGCUGUGUCCGCAGUCAGCCCAGCUUGUUCCACUCAGAAGCAAUCUAUGGCCCAGCAGGGGGCCUCAGGGCCCUCAGAGGCAUUUGAAGGCAGCCGCUGUAAUGGUACUCUCAGGAAGAAGGCUUCUCCCAGGAUGAGCACCGGAGAAGACAGUAGUGGCCAGCGGUACAGUGCAGAUCCAACUGUGAUACUGUCUGAACGUGGAGCCAGAGCUGAAACUGACCAGGAUGGAUACAUGAGCGCUAUGCAGGACAAAAUGCCCUCAGAUUAUCUUAACCCUGUUGAGGAGAAUCCCUUCGUUGCCCGUCACAGAAAUGGCGAGGUCCACACUAUAGAACGAGGUUACCACAGCGCCUCCAAUGGCCAGCCCAAAGUGGAGGAUGAGUAUGUCAACGAUCCACUUUACCUCAACACCUUCCAUAACUCUGGGGAUAAGACUCACGAUCUCCUGAAGAAGAAUGGAGUUCCCGUGGCUCAAACGCCCAAAAAGAUAUUUGACAAUCCUGAGUACUGGCAGCACAGUCUUCCCCCCAAGGCCACUCUCCAAAGCCCUGAAUAUCUGCAGGACUGCAGCACACGCUUCUUCUACCGGCAGAACGGUCGGAUCCGACCGGCGGUGGCUGAGAACCAGGAGUACCUGUCAGAAUACGAGCUAAAACCAGGCACUGUUUUGCCACCGCCUCCCUACCGCCAGAGGAACACUGUUGUGUAGCAACAGAUAACAAUGGAAGCAAGAGACAAAGAGGAACAGAGAGAGAGAGAAACCGUCUCAGUCAUACUGUGCUUUCACCCUGGCUCUCACACCAGCAUCCCGGUCUCCUCUCCUCGAUGAACUAGAUUUAACACCUCCAAUGACCUGGAACUGAUCCACUCGAGUGAGCUUCUCCUCCAAAGUCACUGGUCAUAGAUGACCACAUCAGUCAAAACUCUUACCUGCUUGUCUCUGAGCACCAUUAAGACCCCUUACGUCACCCCAACCCUUUGGAAAGCUCUAAAGUGAUACUCUUCCCAUCAUAUGGUAGAUGUUACAGUCACCUCAUUGUAAGGAAGUGCUGACUUCAAAUAAGCAUUGAUUUGGUACACACAAGAGGUACCUGUGUUUAGGUACCAAUGCCAAUGCCCAAUAUAAUCUAUAACAAGC